AUGCCCGCAGCCUCAGUAGCAUCAGCGCCGGCAAAGCGCACCACCAACAAGGCCACCGCUUCAAGGGCUCCCAAGAAGGCUACCCAGGGCGCAAAGAAGCCCCAGACGAAUGGCGCAACCAACGGAGCGUCGCAACCCCAGAUGUCACCAUACACUAUCAUGGCUUCGAGGAUCGCAAACCGCGUCGCUGAAAUGGCAGAGAACAUGACAUUCGUCGAGCGCGAGAAGUGUCAAGCGCAACAGCAGCAACAACAGCAGUCUGCCCCGUCCAACUCGGGAAAGAAGCCACCCAGGAAACUCGAGAUGCGCAUGCCCAACAACGGCGCCUCGCCGACCAACAUCACUUUCAGCGCACCUUUCCUCGACAACACACUCGCCAAGCUCCUUACGCUCCAGAACCGCAUGCUGACAGUCAGCAACGACAUCGCCGCGUGCGAAGACGUAGACGACAAGACCAAGCAGGAGCAGUUUGCGCAGAGCGCUGAAUUGAGCCGCAUCAUCGCCCUGAUCUGCGCUGAGAAAGCCAGACAGGGUGCUUAA
Messenger RNA from Alternaria infectoria, 540 nucleotides. RefSeq lists its product as uncharacterized. Lineage: Eukaryota; Fungi; Ascomycota; Dothideomycetes; Pleosporales; Pleosporaceae. The coding region runs from base 1 to 540 and encodes 179 amino acids. The record is from RefSeq and is a predicted model, not a curated record. The transcript is spliced from 2 exons.